AACGUCGAUCAUAAACAGUCAUUGGCCGUGUUCGAGAGCAUCAAAUUCGUGAUGUAUCAUGGGUAAAUAGUGACUGACUGACGGAUCUACAAAUAAUAAUGAGUGGUUAUUUAUGAGGCACGGUGAUUUGUAGAUCAAUCAGUCGGCAGUUUCCUCCACAGUCGGCUGCAAUUUCGAACAAGACCAUUGAUGUCAACAAACCCCAUGUGAUCGUGCGACGCGAGCAAGCUUCCUCGACGCAGCGUAAAAUAUAUCGAGAUGAAGGUAUGAAGUGCAAUCUGUAGCAGUAACAGAGGAGCCCAAGGGGCUGCUACCAGCACAGGUACACCCAGUGAGAAGAGGCAGAGACCAUGGACCUGAGUGAGAGGAGGCCCAACAAGUGGUGGACAGAGUCGGACACCUUUGCCAUGCUGGCCCUCAUUGAGCAGCUGGACCUGGUGCAUGAGCUGGAUAAGAAGCGCCAGCGCAACGACUCGCACUUCCGCCGCCUGCGCUACAGCCUGGCCAAGCGGGACAUCCACUUCACUGUCAACCAGAUACGCAACCGCUGGAAGAGCCUAAAGCACAAGUACCGCAAGAUCAAGACGGCAGGAUACCGUAGCCCCGCUGCACGCCUGUCCGCCAUCGAGUCGUUCCGUUACUUCCGUAUGCUGGACCGCAUGCUGGCCAGGAGGGCCCGGGUGGGGGUCCCAGAGCAAGGCACUGCAGAUGGACACAAUAUGGUGGUGUUGACCCACUCGGACCUGGAGGAUCAUACUGAUGGUGAUGUUGCCCAGCCUGACUCUGUGGCCCCUUGGCAGGAGAGCCUGGCUCCAGCUCUAGAGGGAGAAGGAGACAAGACUAACGCCAUCCCAGAAGAGGCCAACAUCAGCACUUCGGGCUGGGCCCUGAAGUCAGAAGAGAUUAUGACUUUGGGUCUAUCUGGAGAGUAUCUUUACCCAGUGAAGAGUGAGCCACAUUCAGUACCCUCUUUACAUGAUGGGGAGGAAGCUAGUGACCCCACUAGCUGCAGUCCAGAAGAACAAACUGGCACUUGUGAGGACACCAGCACCCUGAUCCUCCAGCAGCUCACCAUCCUGAACCAUCAGCUAGGGGAACAGCUCGCUGAGCAAAGGGCCUUCCACUGCAGUAUGCUGGGUAUGAUGGACCGACAGAUAGAGGUCCUGGAGCAGCUCUCUAACUUCUCCACAGACCGCCAGGUCAAGACCGAACCCGACGACAGUGACACUCCUAUCAGCCAGCAGGUCCACAACUCCCUGGUGCGCAUCCUUAGAGGAGUGGAACAGGUCCAAACCCAGGGACACCAGCCGUGCUCAUGCAAGGCCUCCCCCUCACAGCCUACAUCUCCCUCCUGGACGGUCUCUCUGUUGGAGAUCCACAAAGGAUCACCCUCCAGGGAUGGAAACUCAACUAGUGACACAUCCAACCCUCAGCCCUCAGACCAUGGGCGGCCUGAACCUCAAGGACCAUCCCCCUCAGAGCAGCUUUCCCCUUCCCAACAGAAGGGUGAUCUGCUUAACGGACUCUCAAACAAGUGCCAGCACAAGUGAGUGUUCUUGUAGCUUCAUAGUGGAAUGUACAGUAGUGGAACGUACAGUGCUCUGACAGAGGAGAGCAUACACUCUUAGAAAAAAAGGGUUCCAAAAGGGUUCUUCAGCUGUCCCCAUAGGAGAACCCUUUUAGAUUCCAGGUAGCACCCUUUUAGGUUCCAGGUAGAACCCUUUUAGGUUCCAGGUAGAACUCUGUGAAAAGGGUUCUUCAAAGGGUUAUCCAAUGGGGACAGCCAAAGAACCCUUUUAGGUUGUAGAUAUAACCUUUUUUUGGGGAGAAGAAAAAUAAUGGGUGCUUACAUUUAUGAAUGAGGGACUUGUCCUUUUGAGAAUGUCUUAGAAUAAAAAAACAUUUUUAUUUUUUUACAACUUCCCUCUUUUGUUUAAUUUUGUCAUGUCCAAAUGUUUUAAUGUGCAGAAGUAAAUCAUCUGAUGUUUUAAUCAAGAUCAUUUUGACAAACCGUAGCGCAGAGGUUUAUUUAAUCUAGUCAAGAAGAGAAAUUCCAACUUACCAGUUAUCAUCCACUGAGACAUGCUAGAAUCCCCAAAUGAUGUUGAAAUGUAUGUUUCCGUACUAGGAAAAAGCACACUUUCAUGAGGAUGUAAUGGUGUUUGAUUAACUCAUGCAAAUGUAUGUGGAAGCUGGGAAAGCAAAAGCUUCAUCCAAAUGUAUCCUCUUCCCUAAAUGUUCCCUUUCCUAAGCAUAUAGGAUAUUUUGUGUAACUACAUUUCUACUAUGAAAACUUGUUUAGAAAAGGGCCUUUGUCGAACUCGAUUUGCACAGCUGUUUGCAUAGUACUGGAUACACACGGCUGCUUUAAUUUAGGCCUGUUUUACUUUGCUUUAGCUUUGCUGAAGAUGAGAGGUACUGUAGUGUGUAAGUGCAAUAUGGUAAUGAAGUCUACAUUUGCAAUCUCACAAGAGACUCAUUCAUCCAACAUGUUUAUUUAGAUUUUGAGAUCGCUUCAUUUGUGUCCUGGAAUUGUAUUACCACAUAUUGGCAGUACUGCAAUUAGGCAUGUUUUGCUUGUAAUGUGUUACCUGGCUGCAAUUUAAGUCGGACCAUGUAUUCAAACUCUCAAUUUACUUAAAAAUAGGGUAUCAUCAAGAUACUGUAGACUCGCACACAGAGAAUAUUGUUUUGUAUUUUUCUCAAAUAUUUACAAAACUGGAAAUGCUGUAUUAAUACUGUAUGCUUAUAAUAUAACUUAAAGGUCCAAUGCAGCUGUUUUUAUCUCAAGAUUAAAUCAUUUCUGGGUAACAA
Molecule: messenger RNA, 2814 nt
Organism: Oncorhynchus kisutch (coho salmon)
Lineage: Eukaryota; Metazoa; Chordata; Actinopteri; Salmoniformes; Salmonidae
Exons: 4
Coding region: 351-1550 (399 amino acids)
Source: RefSeq, a predicted model, not a curated record